AUGUGCUCCCGCCAGGACAAGGACCAGUGCCACCGACAGGACCAGUCCUCGUGCCACAGCAGUGAGGGGUGUGGAGGGGGCAGCGGGGGCUCCGGGUGCCAUGGGAGCAGUGGAUCCAGGUGCCAUAGCAGCAGUGGUGGGUCUGGAUGCCAUAGGAGCAGUGGAUCUGGAUGCCAUGGGAGCAGUGGAUCUGGAUGCCAUGGGAGCAGCGGGGGAUCCUGCCAUGGAAAGCCACAAGAUUGCCAGCAGCAAAUUUAUCAAACCCUCAAAUAUCCUCAAAUAUGA
Messenger RNA from Phasianus colchicus (ring-necked pheasant), 285 nucleotides. The record is from RefSeq and is a predicted model, not a curated record. Lineage: Eukaryota; Metazoa; Chordata; Aves; Galliformes; Phasianidae.